Messenger RNA from Physcomitrium patens, 1706 nucleotides. The record is from RefSeq and is a predicted model, not a curated record. NCBI's taxonomy places the organism in Eukaryota, Viridiplantae, Streptophyta, Bryopsida, Funariales, Funariaceae.
CGCUUCGCCACUCUAGGCCUCUCUUCUCUUCCCGUGCUUUCCUUACCUUCCCUUCAUUUGGUAAUUGUUGUUUGUCUUGGAGCAAUCGAAUUUGUCUUUCGGAGCGCGCUGUUGUUGCGAGCGAGGCCAUUGCUGCUUGUUUUUCUUGCUAACAGUGCCGACAUGCUUUCCGUCCUCUGUUGAGAGUAAAUCGAGCUGCCUGGCUCGCAUUAGGUGAACGGGACAUUGUUUUGUAACGGUGGUCAGCAUGGAGUUCUUGCUGAAACACACUGCGUUUCUAACCCAAUGGUAUCUAGGGAGGUUGGAGGACCAGAGGAACGGCAAAAAAACAAUGGGUGGGAUGUGGGCUUACCUAACAGGAAGUCCUGGCCCAAGUGGCUUUGGAUCGCGUUCCACUGCGGAAGAUGUCACUGCUGGGAUCAAUCUCAGCUCCAAGACGAUCAUCAUAAGUGGAGCAACUUCAGGGAUUGGGAAGGAGGCAGCUACCGUGUUGGCCAAAAGAGGGGCUCACAUAGUUAUGGCCAUACGCAAUCUGUCAACUGGAGAGGAAGUCAAGGCAGCAAUUAUGGAGGAAACCCCUAAUGCUCGGGUGGAUGUUAUGAAGCUUGACCUCGCAUCUUUGGCAUCAGUCCGACAAUUUGCUGAAGAAUUCAAAGCACGAAAACUUCCCCUCAACAUUCUCAUAAACAAUGCAGGUUAUAUGUCAGGCCGGUUUGAGCUAUCAAAAGACGGACUGGAGAAGGUUUUUGCUACAAAUCACAUAGGCACUUUCCUUCUGACGAAGCUUCUACUUGAUACUUUGAAAUCUACUGCCGAGGAGACUGGAGAGGAAGGUCGUAUAGUGAAUGUUGCAUCAGAGGCUCAUAGAUAUGCCUACAAGGGAGGGGUUGUCUUUGAUAAGCUGAACGACUCAACCAGAUAUCAAUCAAACAUGGCUUACGGACAGUCUAAACUAGCUAAUAUUCUGCAUGUAAAGGAGCUCGCAAAGCAAUUGAAGGAAAAGGGAAUAAAUGUUACAGCUAACGCACUUCAUCCCGGUGUUAUUUCCACAAAUUUUGGGAAGGGGCAGAGCUUCAUAUUCAGUGAUGCAGCGUUGUCCCUAGUCAAGUUUGCUCUGAAAACAGUACCUCAGGGUGCUGCAACUACAUGUUAUCUUGCCACGAGUCCUCAGGUCAAUGGAGUGUCUGGACAAUACUUCAAAGAUUGCAACAUCUACCCAUAUGUCUCGUCAUACGCUAAUGAUCCAAAGCUAGCAGCAAAGUUGUGGGAAUUCAGCGAGGAAUUUGUCUCCACACACUGAAGGGCUUUUUCUUAGAGAGCGAGACUAUUCAGAGAUAGACAUAUGUUCAUGCAAUCUGGUGUAGGAGAAUUUGAUUCUUAGAGUUUCAGGAUGGGACUUUUCCAGAUGUGUAUACUUAUUCUUCUGUAGAUGUCGACAAUAAAAAUAGGUACUAGGUUUCAUACCACAUUGAGUUUAUAGAACAGUGUUGGGAAAAUUGUAGCACGUUCUGGUUUUGUAGUAUUCUCAAGCACGACUUUCAUGUUGAAGACAGUGGAUAGUUUUUAGGUAAAUCGAUUGCAGAAGAUUUAGGGGAAAAUAAUCAGUGCUUCACUAACAUCACUUUUUGUGGUGUUUGACGCUGAUGAUGUACAACCUUAAUUCUUGAAAUUGUUCAGAGUUGGUCAAGAUAGGUUUCUACACAGGA